Apus apus (common swift) is the source of this 2432-nucleotide messenger RNA. RefSeq names its product ankyrin repeat and death domain containing 1A (gene ANKDD1A). Gene Ontology annotation, cellular component: cytoplasm. The record is from RefSeq and is a predicted model, not a curated record. Bases 47 to 1600 code for a protein of 517 amino acids. Gene Ontology annotation, biological process: signal transduction. NCBI's taxonomy places the organism in Eukaryota, Metazoa, Chordata, Aves, Apodiformes, Apodidae. The transcript is spliced from 14 exons. Gene Ontology annotation, molecular function: protein binding.
UUGAAGCCAGCAGGGCUGGUGACAUAAAGGAGAGGUUUAUUGGGGCAUGCUGCUCUGUGCCCCCUGCCAGCACUGUUUUAAUGCCUCCUCUUCUGUCUCUGCUGCAGUGCUUCAUUCAGAGAAGGAAUUCCAUGAUGCAGCGAAGUGUAAUGACACGGCCAGGAUGGAGGAGCUCAUCACGAGGGGGGUUGACAUCAAAGCCAAAACCAAUACAGACCGGACUGCUCUGCAUUGGGCUGCAGGAGCAGGGAACGUGGAUGCCGUGCGUCUGCUCCUGGAUCACGGCGUCCCAGUGGAUGACAAAGACAGUUUUGGAAUGAAUGCACUUCUCCUGUCUGCCUGGUUUGGCCACCUCCGUGUCCUGCAGAUCCUUGUCAAUGCUGGGGCCAAGAUUAACUGUGUCAAUAGGAAUGGCAGGAACCUGCUGCACUGUGCAGCUCAGAGGGGACACAUCCAGGUGAUGGAGUUCAUAAUGGAGGUCCUGGAGGACAUGUGUGUGGAUAAGACUGACAAGAUGGACAGGACAGCGUUUCACCUGGCUGCAGAGCAUGGGCAGCUGGAGGUGGUGGAGUUCCUAAUUCGACUGGGUUGUUCUCACAGUGCCAAAGACAAGGAAGAAAAUACAGCAUUGCAUUUAGCUGCUAAAAAUGGACAUUGCUCUGUGCUGCAGAAGAUUAUUGAUGCUGGAGUGGGCCUUGAUGGAAAGAACUUGGAAGGACUUACAGCUCUGCACCUGGCUGCUGAGUGGGGUCACAGUGACUGUGUGAAGCUGCUCUUGGAAGCAGGUGCUGAUGUCAAUGCCCAAACCCAGAAGAAGAUGAACUGCCUUCAUUAUGCAGCCCUGCACGGCCAUGAGGAGAUAGCCAGGAUCCUGGUGGAGGCAGGAAUCCACGCAGACGCUGUGAAUCACCAAAACGCAUCAGCGACGCACAUUGCGGUGCUGCAGAACUUCCCAGCCAUGGUGAAGCUCUUCAUCGAGGCAGAGUGUGACCUUGACAUUCCAGAUAUUAGGCAGCAGACCCCGCUCCACAUCGCAGCGGAGCACGGCAGGCAGGACAUUGCUGAGAUGAUUCUCAUUGCAGGAGUUAAUCUGAAGCUAACAGACAAGCAAGGGAAAACAUCUCUGGAUGUAGCUGCCCGAGGCAAUCACAUCAACUUGGCAGACAUGAUUAUCAAAGCUGAUCGGUUUUACAAGUGGGAGAAGGACAAUCUGAACAGCGACUCUGACUCCUGGGUGGCAAAGCAUUUGACCUUCAAGCAAGAUCACAGGCUGGAAACACAGCACAUCCGCUCAGUCAUGUGGAGAUUAGCUACCAAGUACCUCAAACCUGGUGAAUGGAAGAAGCUGGCACAUUACUGGAAAUUCACUGAUGGCCACAUUAAGGCCAUUGAACAGCAAUGGACAGGUAGUAAAAGCUACAGGGAGCAUGGCCACCGAAUGCUGCUUAUCUGGCUCCAUGGCGUCGUCCUGGCAGGAGAAAAUCCAAUCAAGGGAUUGUAUGAAGGCCUCGUGGGGAUUGGAAGGAGAGAGCUAGCAGAAAGCAUUCGGAAAAAAGCAAACGCAGACCCUGCCUCUCCACGGAAGUGCACAGCAAUGUAACAGCCGGAGGGCACUGGGGCUCCUCCAGCUGGUGGAUCCUCAGAGCUACAGAGGAAACAUCUGCUCUGCCACUGGCUCAGGUGGCUGCAACCCAAGGGCUUCUUGUCAUAGCAGCUGGCAUUGCUGCUGCUUCCUUCUUGGGCUGGACAAGGACAAGGGUGGCAGAAAAUGCUCAUGGUACAAAAUGCCUCUUUGCACAGAAGGGAGGGUUUUAUCAGCCAGCGGGUGUGGGCUGGGCACUGUCAGAACGGUUCAGCAAGUGAGCCUCAUGUCAUACUGUGAAUAUAGGGACAUGCUAUACUAUUUUACUGGAGCUUGUUUACAUCACAUUUUGUAUAUACAUUUUUAAUUGUCAAUGUUUUAAGUUAUUGAGGGGAGAGCCUUUGUUUUCAGGAGUGUUCUUUACUUACAUUUCCUGGAGGAGUGUCUAUCACUUCUGUCUUCAGUGUGUUCAGAACUUCCUUAUUAGGGUGGAAAGUUAAGAAGAAAAGUCAAGGUGACCACCUGGUCCUUUUGGAACCUGGAGGGUUGUGAUCUUUAAUGUUUCAACUCUUUACAAGAAGUUUCAGAAAAAACAUUAACAAACUGUUCAUAAAUAUACAUUAACAUACAUAUGCUGUUUAUAAAUCAAAUAGGUAAUUUCUUUCACCCUUAGUUUACAGCUUGAAAGAUGUAAGGUAAGAAUGGUCACUGGUUAUCUACACAGCCUCUGACAGGGACAGAGAGAUUUCUCAAAUACCAAUUUGUCGUGUAAUACUUUGUAUUUAUUUUUUACACUCUUUCAAGAGGAAAAUAAUGUCUGUGUUGUAAUAAAUCCAGAUGUUACCCUUAA